AUGCCAGAGGAAUGUGCUCCUCGUGUUUCCAACCAACCUUCUCUAUACAGACAACACUUCUAUGGCAAACCACACAGCACUUAUGUUAGCUACUACUCACCGAUAGGUCCAUUGGCCAUCACCAUCACCUUGGACAAUGACAAUAACUACAAAUGUUUGGUAUACACUGAGAAAGGUUAUGAAUUAAUACAAGUACCAAGAUGGAGUGUCUAUAGAAAUUGUUGGAGAUUCAUUUUCUGCCGUAAACCGACAUCCUACCAUAUCAUGUGGCAUGUGAAACCCGAAUUAAAAGAUAUUAAAAUUCCAAAACUGAAAAUCAGUAAAUUGGAAGAUGAACUUUUGAGAAUCUACGAACCAGAGUUCUCAAAAGUAAUGAAAGUAGGUAUAUUAUAUUGCAGAGAAGGUCAAAAAGAUGAAGCUGAAAUGUUAUUCAAUGUGGCAAAUAACACAAGUAGAGAAUAUGAUGAGUUUUUAAAUUGGAUUGGUGAUAGAGUAGAAUUGAAAGGAUUUCAAGGAUAUAAUGGUGGAUUAGAUAUUGUCCAUGGAAACUCUGGAACACAUUCGAUUUAUGGAAAACACAAUGAUGUAGAAAUAAUGUUCCAUGUAUCUACAAUGUUACCAUUCUAUCCAAACGAUCCAAAACAAAUUGAAAGAAAAAAGCAUCUUGGUAAUGAUAGAAUUAUGAUUGUAUUUAACGAUGGACCACAAAGCUAUCAACCAAAUACAAUGAAAUCAAAACAAACUCAAACUGUUAUUUUGGUUCAACCAAUAAGAAACGAUUCUUCUUCGGCAUCGAUUUCAAUCGCCAAACCAGCAUCACCAAAUAAUAACAAUUCACUGUUGAUGGAGGAAAAGAAUGGAUUGGAUAAUAUUGAAGAUGUAAAUAGACAGCAAUCUUCAGGUUCAACCAAUCAAUACAUAGUAUCGAUAGCAUCCAAAGAGGAAGUUCCUGACUUUGAUCCUCCACUUCCAAAUCCUCCUAUUUUCAACAGAGAUGCAAGAUUCAAACAAUUCCUCUAUGAUAAAUUGAUAAAUGGAUCUAGUUCACUAAGACAAGCACCAGUUUUCCAAACGAAAACACAGAGAGAAAAAAACUUUGUAUUUUUGAAUUUCGUUAAUAAACAUACUAAUCAAAAAUAA
Messenger RNA from Heterostelium album PN500, 1140 nucleotides. It is a transcript of the gene rapgapB, whose product is annotated as GTPase-activating protein. The transcript has 5 exons. Gene Ontology annotation, biological process: regulation of small GTPase mediated signal transduction. Bases 1 to 1140 code for a protein of 379 amino acids. The record is from RefSeq and is a predicted model, not a curated record. Gene Ontology annotation, molecular function: GTPase activator activity. NCBI's taxonomy places the organism in Eukaryota, Evosea, Eumycetozoa, Acytosteliales, Acytosteliaceae.